UAUCUCUGACACCGUCAAUUUCAUAUCACAUUUUUUUUUUGUUUUGUUUUGUUUACAUUAUUCCCGCCAUUUUUCUUGACUAAACAACCGGCAGCGAAACAGUUUCCGAAUUGUGCUUUUGUCCACAACUGGCUUCUGUUUUUGCAGGGUCCGUUCUGUUUGGUUGGCCAGCUAAGCAAUCUUGUUUUGGUAAUUUUGGUACUUACUUAUAGAUGAAGUUACUAAUGAAUCUGUAACUAACUAAAAAGCCUUGCUUUUAUAUUAUUAUAUAAAAUGGGGCAGACACAAAGCACUCCCCAGAGACAACGACAACUCUCCACAUCAGAUUCAACACUUGAUUUUGAAUCUGGAAAAAAAACAAAGACUGAUGAUAUUGCGUUCACUGCUUAUGGUGCUCCAACUUCCGAAGACUCACAUCAUAUCACUCAACGUGUUGUAGAUGAUGGUGGGGAGGGUUAUGUUCCAACAGAAGUUGCCUGUCAUAAAAUGGAGACUACUGUUCCUGUUGUAUUUCAUUGGGAAUAUGGUGGAAAAGAAGUGUAUUUGUCUGGUAGUUUUAAUGAUUGGAAAACAAGAAUCCCAAUGACUUUUAGUGGAGGAGAAUUUGCAGCCAUUAUUGAACUUCCGAGAGGUACUCAUCAAUUUAAAUAUUUGGUUGAUGGAAAUUGGAUUCAUGAUCCAAAUCAGACGAUAGACGACACAUUCGGCGGCAGAAACAAUGUAAUAGUUGUAAAAGAAUCCGAUUUUGAUGCAACAGAGGCUUUAUUAAAAGACGAAUGUGGAAGCAAUUUGCAGUCAGUCGCUAGUACUUCAUCGUUAAGGCAUUCACCUCCUGGUUCAUAUGGACAGUUAAUUCCUCCACCUAAUGUUACACUCAUUCACGAUAAUUUCAAUGCUGCUGUCAUCCCACCUUCACUACCGCCCCAUCUGUUAAAUGUUAUCUUAAAUAAAGAUUCUGUUGAUGGUGAAGAUCCUACUUUAUUACCGGUCCCAAACCACGUUGCACUUAACCAUUUAUACGCAUUAUCUAUUAAAGAUUCUGUGAUGACAUUGAGCGCAACACAUCGAUACAAACGAAAGUACGUGACUACUAUCUUAUACAAACCAAUCAAAGUGAACUGAGAAAUUCGAAUAUUCGACGUUUGUGAUGUGUUGGAUGUACGUUGUACAACUAUAAUUAUUGACGCAAUUACUUUGUGUGAAAAUUUCCUGAUACGAAUUGUACAAAACUUCAGGGUGUGUAUUUAUGCUGCUAUAGAUUUUUAAUAAACUUUAUGAAAACGCCGGUAUAUAUAUAUGUUAACUUUCGAAAUCAACACCGAAAUCUGGUUCAUACAGUAAAGACUUUGACAAUAUGUUUGUUUGUUUUUUGAUGCAAGGUAUGAGAUUCGUAACAUUAAAAAAUGGAAGAAGCGUGUAAGGGUCAACACAUCGAAGUCUGAGAUUCUAACUAUAACACGCUCUUUCUGGUGAAAGUGCGGAUGCAAAGUAAACAGCGUAAUCUAUGUAUGUACUUGUUUAAUUUUGAAGUUCAAACUUUUCUAUUAAUUUUAUAAUUUUAGAAUGUUCACUCUGUCGGAAGUGUCAGGAAUUUUGAAAAUAUAAGUUAAAAUGCAGGAAAAUGUCAGUAAAAAUUUUCA
Messenger RNA from Hydractinia symbiolongicarpus, 1640 nucleotides. RefSeq names its product 5'-AMP-activated protein kinase subunit beta-2-like. The record is from RefSeq and is a predicted model, not a curated record. Gene Ontology annotation, cellular component: cytoplasm; nucleotide-activated protein kinase complex; nucleus. The transcript is spliced from 7 exons. NCBI's taxonomy places the organism in Eukaryota, Metazoa, Cnidaria, Hydrozoa, Anthoathecata, Hydractiniidae. The coding region runs from base 274 to 1122 and encodes 282 amino acids. Gene Ontology annotation, molecular function: protein kinase binding. Gene Ontology annotation, biological process: signal transduction.